AGAGCAGCUGGGUCUCACACCACCAGCAGUGAGGGCCACUUCCUGCCACCCACAGACCUGGCCUUUAGGCUGCUCCGAAGCCAAUGAACCCCAUGCACCCCGUGAAACCUGCCCUGCCCCCUGCGCCACACGGUGAUGGUCCAUUUGCUUACGAGGCGGUGCCUUGGCAACAGAGUGCCACUCAGCCCGCAGGAUCGCUGUCGGUCGUCACGACCGUGUGGGGCGUCGGCAACGCGGCCCAGAGCCAGGUUUUGGGGAACCCCAUGGGCCCUGCAGGGAGCCCCCCUGGCAGCUCCGUGAUGCCUGGCAUGGCCGGCAGCGGCUCUGCCCUGAAUUCCCCGCAGUGCCUCGGACAGCAGGCAUUUGGAGAGGGUGCCGCCAGCAAGGGCUUCGUGCAGCAAGGGGUGUAUGGCCGCGGGGGCUACCCCGGGGGCCCCGGCUUUACUACUGGGUAUGCGGGCGGCCCCGGGGGGCCCGGGGGCCUGGGUCUGCCCUCACACGCCACACGACCCUCCACCGAUUUCACUCAGGCGGCGGCGGCGGCCGCGGUGGCUGCUGCCGCGGCCACCGCCACGGCCACCGCCACGGCCACCGUGGCCGCCCUCCAGGAGAAGCAGAGCCAGGAGCUGAGCCAGUACGGAGCGAUGGGGGCCGGGCAGGCUUUUAACAGCCAGUUCCUGCAGCACGGAGGUCCCCGGGGGCCCAGCGUCCCCAGCAGCAUGAACGCUGCCGGCGUGGGAGGGCUGCUGGGCCCCUCUGGCAUGAGCCCCAUGAGCAUGAACCCCACCCGGGCAGCGGGCAUGGCACCCCUGUAUGCAGGGCAGCGCCUGCCCCAGCACGGGUACCCUGGGCCCCCCCAGGCCCAGCCACUGCCCCGACAGGGGGUCAAGAGAGCCUACUCCAGCGAGGUUUACCCCGGGCAGCAGUACCUGCCGGGAAGCCAGUAUGGGCCUAGCGCCACCCAGUACGCGCCUGGCACCGGGCAGCCUCCCGCCCCCUCCUCCUACCCCGGGCACCGGCUGCCCUUGCAGCAGGGCAUGGGCCAGGCCCUGCCUGCCUCUGGCCCUGCAGGACUGCACUACAAGCCUGCAGAGCAGUUCAACGGGCAGGGUGCCAGCUUCAGCGGGGGGAGCAUCAGCUACAGCCAGCCUGGCCUGAGUGGGCCCACCCGUUCCAUCCCUGGCUACCCCAGCUCCCCACUGCCGGGGAGCCCCACGCCGCCCAUGACCCCCGGCAGCAGCGUCCCCUACAUGUCCACCAGCCAGGAGGUCAAGUCCCCCUUCCUGCCCGACCUCAAGCCCAGUGUGAGCUCCGUGCACCCGUCACCCCCCGGCAGCGGCCCCUGUGACGAGCUGCGGCUGACCUUCCCUGUGCGCGAUGGGGUGGUCCUGGAGCCCUUCCGCCUGCAGCACAACCUGGCCGUGAGCAACCACGCCUUCCAGCUCCGCGACUCCGUCUACAAGACCCUGAUGCUGAGGCCUGACCUGGAGCUCCAGUUCAAGUGUUACCACCACGAGGACCGGCAGAUGAACACCAACUGGCCAGCCUCGGUGCAGGUCAGCGUCAAUGCCACCCCGCUGACCAUCGAGCGCGGCGACAACAAGACGUCCCACAAGCCCCUGUACCUGAAGCAUGUGUGUCAGCCGGGCCGCAACACCAUCCAGAUCACGGUCACAGCCUGCUGCUGUUCCCACCUCUUCGUGCUGCAGCUCGUGCACCGGCCAUCCGUCCGCUCGGUGCUGCAGGGUCUUCUCAAGAAGCGCCUCCUGCCCGCCGAGCACUGCAUCACCAAGAUAAAACGAAACUUCAGCAGCGGCACCAUCCCCGGCACGCCUGGGCCCAACGGUGAGGACGGGGUGGAGCAGACGGCCAUCAAGGUGUCCCUCAAGUGCCCCAUCACCUUCCGCAGGAUCCAGCUCCCCGCCCGCGGCCACGACUGCCGCCACAUCCAGUGCUUCGACCUGGAGUCCUACCUACAGCUCAACUGUGAGCGGGGGACCUGGAGGUGCCCCGUGUGCAACAAGACGGCGUUGCUGGAGGGGCUGGAGGUGGAUCAGUACAUGCUGGGAAUCCUCAUUUACAUUCAGAACUCCGAUUACGAGGAGAUCACCAUCGACCCCACGUGCAGCUGGAAGCCGGUGCCCGUGAAGCCCGACGUGCACGUCAAGGAGGAGCCCGACGGGCCCGUGCUGAAACGCUGCCGCACCGUGAGCCCUGCACAUGUGCUCAUGCCCAGCGUCAUGGAGAUGAUCGCGGCCCUGGGCCCCGGGGCUGCCCCCUUCGCCCCCUUGCAGCCCCCCUCGGCCCCGGCCCCUGGCGACUACCCCGGCCACGGUUCCAGCUUCCUGGGACCCGGGACCUUCCCUGACUCCUUCCCGCCUACCACGCCCAGCACCCCGGCCCUUCCUGAGUUCACCGCGGGGCCGCCCCCCAGCUCCUACCAGUCCGACCUUCCCAGCAGCCUCCUGACACCAGAGAAGGCUGCCCCCUGCCUCCCAGGCCAGAUGGCACCAGCGGGUCACCUGGACCCGGCCCACAACCCCGGGCCACAGGGGCUGCACGCUCCCAGCCUUGGGGGGCCCCCGGGGCCCCAGCUGCACCAUCCAAACCCUCCCCCAGCAUCCCGGCAGCCCCUGGGCCCAGUGAGCUCGGGCCCCAUCGGCGAGCUGGCCUUCAGCGCAGCCACAGGCGUGAUGGGGCCCCCCAUGUCUGGGGCGGGGGAGACCCCGGAACCGGCCCUGGACCUGCUCCCAGAGCUGACCAACCCCGAGGAACUGCUGUCCUACCUGGGCCCACCUGACCUCCCCACAAACAACAAUGACGACCUGCUCUCUCUCUUCGAGAACAACUGAUCCUGUAGACCCCACCCAGCCGGCGGGGACACGCCCGCAGAUGUCACCGUGCCCCGCCCCUCCCCACCU
Molecule: messenger RNA, 2921 nt
Organism: Odobenus rosmarus divergens (Pacific walrus)
Lineage: Eukaryota; Metazoa; Chordata; Mammalia; Carnivora; Odobenidae
Gene: ZMIZ2
Product: zinc finger, MIZ-type containing 2
Exons: 18
Coding region: 84-2852 (922 amino acids)
Biological process (GO): regulation of transcription by RNA polymerase II; protein sumoylation
Molecular function (GO): SUMO ligase activity; zinc ion binding
Source: RefSeq, a predicted model, not a curated record